This is a messenger RNA of Daldinia childiae, 750 nucleotides long. RefSeq names its product U2 small nuclear ribonucleoprotein A'. NCBI's taxonomy places the organism in Eukaryota, Fungi, Ascomycota, Sordariomycetes, Xylariales, Hypoxylaceae. Gene Ontology annotation, biological process: mRNA splicing, via spliceosome. Bases 1 to 750 code for a protein of 249 amino acids. The transcript has 4 exons. Gene Ontology annotation, molecular function: protein binding; U2 snRNA binding. The record is from RefSeq and is a predicted model, not a curated record. Gene Ontology annotation, cellular component: U2 snRNP.
AUGAGGCUCACGGUCGAGCUCCUUCAGAAUUCCCCCUCCUGGCUUAACGCGUUGAAAGAGCGUGAGCUCGAGCUACGAGGACAUCGUAUCCCCACCAUCGAGAAUUUGGGCGUUGCAGGUCCGCAAGAUUGCAUUGACUUCGUCGACAAUGAUAUCCAGGUACUGGGGAACUUCCCCCUAUCCCCGCGCAUACGGUCCCUUCUCCUACAGCGAAACCGCAUCGCAUCCAUACAACCUACCCUCGUAAACUCGAUCCCCAACCUCACAACUCUGCAACUAGAGUCGAACAACCUAAGCGAACUGGCAGAUCUGGACCCGCUUGGAUCUUUCCCGAGGCUUACACACUUGGUACUACGAGAUAACCCCGUCACGAAGAAGGAGUACUACCGUUACUGGAUCCUAUGGCGCUGCCCGACGGUCCGAUUCCUCGACUUCGAGAAGGUGAAAGACGCAGAGCGAAAAGAAGCCGCGACCCUAUUCGGCACCGCAGAGGAGCCCACUGAAUUAGCCUCCAAGAUCAUGGGCGUCAAGUCUAAGACAUUUGACUCGGUGCUUUCCGCUAACGGCGCUCCUUCCGGGGCCCUACCGACGCGCAUGUCGCGCAUCAAGCUUACGGAGAAGGAGAAGACGCGCUUGCAGGACAUGAUCAAGAAGGCCACGAGCCUGGACGAGAUUACGAGGCUCGAGGCUAUGCUACGAGAGGGCAGGAUUCCGGCUGGUGUACAUUUGAACGACGAGAUGGAGGAGUGA